Aspergillus heteromorphus CBS 117.55 is the source of this 2065-nucleotide messenger RNA. RefSeq lists its product as uncharacterized. Lineage: Eukaryota; Fungi; Ascomycota; Eurotiomycetes; Eurotiales; Aspergillaceae. Bases 33 to 1982 code for a protein of 649 amino acids. The transcript has a single exon. The record is from RefSeq and is a predicted model, not a curated record.
CGUCACUUUCCCUUCACGGCGCAUAAACAACCAUGGCCAUUCCUUCGACCUACGAUGAAGUCCGGCUUCAUCUCCAAGAAGUCCAACGUGACCCCUCCACCCGGCUGGAUCUGUCUUCCCUCGACAAGCUGAAGGUGGAGCUGACCGAGACCACGGACCGCCGCGUCCCCGCCACCCUCUUGAUUCAGAUCUCGCAGCUUCUCGCCGUCCUGCAGGAGGACCCAACUCCCGUCACCACCCUUGCCAUAAAAGCUACAACCUACCUCAGCUUCACCGAUCUUCGCUCCGUCGAACCCCCGAUCGAUUUCAUCGCGGGCUUCAAAGCUCCCUCGGAACCGAUCAACCUCUUGGUUCUCUCGUUGCUAAGCAAGGCGGGACAAGUCCCCAGCGAUGCCGCUAUAGUUGCCGGAGACCCGGAGCUGGUUGCUUCCCUGGUUGAACUCUGGCUUUCGACGCCCUCCACCGCUGUCGCACAGGCGGCGUUCGAUACCAUCUGGGCGCUCUUGGAGAUCGACUUGUCCAGCCCGCUCGAAAACGGAGGACAUGAAGGUGAGGAAGCUACUGGAGGACAAGGGCUCGUCUGGCGCAGGAUAUUCACGGACAAAGAUGUCUAUGGGCUUCUCUUUGCUUUCUGUAAUCUCACCGAGGACGGGCCCGGGGGGCUUUCGAAGCGUGAUAAGACAGUGGCCCAGGGACGGCUGAUGGGCUUGCUGGUGAAAGCAGGUCAACUACGCUGGGAUAUAAUCGCAAGUUCGCAAGUUCCGGAGGUGGAGAAAAAGUACAAAAGCAACAGUCUUCUUCAUUUUGCCGCUUGCCAAAUGGUGGACAAGAGUGAUGUGCUGAUGCAUAUGACCCUUGUGAACUUCUUCCAUGAUUUGCUGGAAAUCGACGCUCCCGGUCUCAUGGCACGGACUAUCGUGCAGUCAGCGUCCACCUUCUCGUCCCCUGCCCUGGACUUCCUCAUCUCGCAUGAUCUGCACUCCACGGUGUUGGAAAGCUACUUGGACGAAUCGAAGCUGGACGCUGUGGAUCUCGCCUACCUGUCCGGCCCGAUCAUGACGUACGUCGCGCAGUAUGCUGAGCUAUAUCCCAACCACUUCUUACAAAGCCCGCAGCACAUUCUGGACCGGGUACUGUCACGCAUUGCAUCCUCGGUGGCGAUUUCAUCCUCCCAGUGGGGUCAUGGGCCAGUGCCCAGCGGGCAGUUGAAUGUUCUCUCUUGUCUACCCCGAGUGCUUCUUGUCGAAGCUAGCAAGAAGGGAUUGAAUCCUGUCUUGGCCUUGCCUACCAGUCCCCCCAACAAAGCGGCUUUGGACGUGCUGUCCAGGAUCCUCCACGGCCCGGUCAAACAAGAUCUAGCUGACUCGAUGGAGCUGAAUGCUUCUGGGCAGACGCCAACCGACUGGCACAAGGAAGCCGCCGCCGCCCGGGCUCUUUACUUCAUGUACACAAACGAACACACGGACUUCUGGACGGACGUGGUUGCAGCCGCCGAUAUCCUUGCCAUGAAGGAUGUUUCGUUGUCGUCGAUCUCUCUCAUGAAAGCCAUCGUCACCGCGAAUUGGCAGAUGCUGACGGGUGAAGUAACCUCUGCCGUCCCAGGCACCUCUCGAUACCAACUUCCGACCGAGCAAGGCCUGGAGAGUUUGUCUCCGGCUGCCCAAGGGGUUCUUCCAUCGUCCGGUGCCUGGGCCGCUCUGACGCCACCGGCCUUGCCCACCCUCCUACCGUAUUUGUUCAAGCCUCCUCGCUCAUAUGCGGAGUUCGUUGGCGGCGGUGCCGGAGAUUCUGAACACGCCGUCUGGAAAGUAGCAACGGCGAAGCACGAGGUACUGGCGGCGCUGUACGAGUGCCUGCAGGAAGGGGGUGGCCAGAUGGAGGGGUUCGAGGACAUCAUGCGCACGCUCCGGCAGAGGGUGAACGAGGGACCACUGGGUCCUGUUUCCCAGACUGCCAACCAGGUUGCCACCGUCAGCUUGUAAGGAUUGUUCCGUGACUGAACGAAUUAUGAUUAUGCGACGAAGAUACCUCUCUAUGUACAGCAAUUCCUCUGCAAUGAAUCAAG